Morone saxatilis (striped sea-bass) is the source of this 2696-nucleotide messenger RNA. RefSeq names its product protein-glutamine gamma-glutamyltransferase K-like. Gene Ontology annotation, molecular function: protein-glutamine gamma-glutamyltransferase activity. The transcript has 14 exons. The record is from RefSeq and is a predicted model, not a curated record. Bases 60 to 2429 code for a protein of 789 amino acids. Gene Ontology annotation, biological process: peptide cross-linking. NCBI's taxonomy places the organism in Eukaryota, Metazoa, Chordata, Actinopteri, Moronidae.
ACAAAGACAGAGUGAACAGAAGACUUCUUGCCACACAUUUCUACUGCCACCGAACUGAGAUGCCUGUAGAGACACGUUCAAUUAGAGACAGAUCUGCAGUGGGUCGGUUUCCAUCUGUCACUCUCGGACUUGGGGAAGACACAGAGGAAGAGAAGGAAGAGCCGGAGCCAGAGUACAAUGCUGAGAAAGAAAAUGCAUGUCGGCAGUGGCUGCGUAAGGUCUGCCCGUGCUGCUGCCCCAAGUCAAAUGACGAUGACAUCACAGACACUGUGGUCACAGCCAUUGAUGACCUAGAUAAGGGAGAAGAGACAAAUGGCGAGAAGCCUGUGACUGGUGACGGCGAGCUUGAUGAACUCCUCCUGAAGGUGCAAUCAAUAGACCUGAUGAAGAGCAAAUCAGGGCAGAACCGCACAGAGCACCACACAAAUCUCUACCAAAGUGAUGACUUUGUUAUUCGCAGAGGACAGACUUUCCAGAUGUGGAUUACCCUGUCUCGACCUUUUAACCCCGACACUGACAAACUUCACCUUGAACUUAAAACAGGGCCACUGCCAGCAGUGGCAAAGGGAACCCAUGUCAUCAUCCCUUUGGUGGAGGACUUGGAGGACAAUCGUUGGGAGGCUGCUGUUGUGAAACAGGUUGACAAAAGGAUAAAGCUGUCGGUGAAUUCUCUACCCACGGCAGCCAUCGGCCGAUAUCAGCUCAUAGUGGAAACAAAUUGCGCAAGCGGCAAGGCCGUUUCCAAGCAUGAACCUGCUAAUGACAUCUACAUGUUGUUCAACCCCUGGUUUGAAGAUGACACAGUGUUUAUGGAUUCUGAAGACGAGAGGCAGGAGUAUGUCCUGAAUGAUGUUGGACGGAUCUACUACGGCACACAGAAUCAAAUUGGAGUGCGGACAUGGAACUAUGGGCAGUUCAAUGACGGGAUUCUUGCUGCCUGCCUCUAUGUCCUGGAGAAGAGUGGAACUCCUCCGUCUGGUUGGGGAGACCCAGUUAAUGUGGUGCGAAUCAUCUCAGCCAUGAUCAACUCCCCAGAUGACCUCGGUGUCCUGGAGGGAAACUGGUCCGGAGACUAUUCGCUGGGAACUAGUCCAACAGUUUGGAGUGGAAGUGUGGAAAUCCUGAAGGAAUACUAUAAAAACAGCGGCACUCCCGUUAAGUAUGGCCAGUGCUGGAUCUUUGCUGGAGUAGUCACUACAGUUUUAAGGUGUUUAGGCAUUCCCAGUCGAACUGUGACCAACUUCAGCUCAGCUCACGACACAGACGUCUCCUUGACGACAGACGUAUACCUGGACGAGAACCUGGAGCCUAUAGCUUACCUCAAUGCUGACUCUAUCUGGAACUUCCAUGUGUGGAACGACUGCUGGAUGGCUCGUCCAGACUUGCCCCCAGGCAAUGGAGGCUGGCAAGCUGUCGACGCCACACCUCAGGAGACCAGCCAGGGCACCUUCCGCUGUGGCCCUGCUUCUCUUGCUGCUGUCCGCAACGGUCAAGUCUACCUCAAACACGACUCUCCAUUUGUGUUCGCUGAGGUUAACAGCGAUAAAAUAUACUGGCAGAAGAAUGUAGACGGGACCUUUACUCAAAUCUACAGUGAGAAAAAGACUGUGGGACACUUCAUCAGCACAAAGGCUGUUGGCUCCAAUGAACGCAAUGAUAUCACACACCUUUACAAACACCCUGAAGGCUCAGAGGAGGAACGCAUUGCUGUGGAAACAGCAUGUAGAUAUGGCACCAAAGCAGAGGCCUUUUCCUCUCCCACAGCAGAGGAUGUCUCUGUAGAAGUGACCAUGGAGGGUGAAGGUCCUAAAAUGGGAGGAGAUGCAGAGCUGAGCCUCAUCUUGCGAAACAGCAGCUCAGAGCAACGCAAGGUCUUCCUGCACAGCCAGGUGGCAGUCAUGUACUACACCGGUGUCAACAAGGCCACAGUCAGAAAGGACAGUACAGACGUGGACUUACUGCCCAACGAGGAAAAAGUGUUGGAGUGGACACUGGAGUACAAAGACUACAAGGACCAACUGAUAGACCAGGCCGCCCUGAUGAUGACACUGUCAGGCAGAGUCAAAGAAACACAGCAGGUCCUGGCCACUCAGUUCAGUUUCCGGCUCAGGACCCCAGACCUCAUCCUAAAGCCAAUCGGGAAGCCUGUGGUCGGGGAGAAGAUGGCAGUAGAGAUUUCAUUCACUAACCCACUACCACAGGUGCUGAAAGCAGUCAUAUUCCACGUGGAAGGACUGGGCCUUCUAACUGCUCGAAAGAUUAAUUAUGGAGAUAUUGGCAGCCGUGCUACUGUGUCUCUGACUGAGAACUUCGUCCCCACCCUGCCUGGACCGAGGAAAUUACUGGCUUCACUGGACUGCAGGCAGCUCACACAGGUUCAUGGCGUGACCGACAUCACUGUGCAGGAUAAAAGCAACGGCACUCUAUAAUAAUUUGAAAACAGAGGCACUUUGACAAUGAAUAUUCCAUGAAAACCACUAUUAGGUUAUACCUUGUGACAACGGUCUACAAUAUACAGGUGUGUAAAAAGGCAGCUUAAAUAAAAGAAGUGUACUUUUGUAAGGACAGGCUCUCCACUGAGAUCAUGCUUUAUUUAUACAUAAUAUAUUUAUUUAGUUAAUUUUGCCAUGUGUUGACAAUGAGAAUUAUUUUAUUUAAAUAUCCAAAUACUGCUGUAAAUGCUGUUGUAUUAUUAA